Molecule: messenger RNA, 1642 nt
Organism: Phymastichus coffea
Lineage: Eukaryota; Metazoa; Arthropoda; Insecta; Hymenoptera; Eulophidae
Product: facilitated trehalose transporter Tret1-like
Exons: 3
Coding region: 1-1404 (467 amino acids)
Biological process (GO): transmembrane transport
Cellular component (GO): membrane
Molecular function (GO): transmembrane transporter activity
Source: RefSeq, a predicted model, not a curated record
AUGGGUAGCGAGGCCGAAAAAGGAAAAUACGCGAGCCCGGAGGGAAACAGAACUUGGGAAUACUUGGCUACCUUCGCCUGUUCUAUUCUAAUGUUCUGCAUUGGUUCGUCGAUGGGUUGGAAUUCGCCAGCAAGCGUCAAGCUGACGGAGCCACCACUGGAGCUGACAUCCGUUCAAGUAUCCACCUUAAUGUCCAUCAUAGCCAUUGGCCAAACACUUGCACCGCCUUUGAAUUCUGUUAUCGUCGAUCGCAUAGGCAGGAAGAAUACUAUCCUCAUCACCGGUCUGCCAAUGAUCGUUAGCUGGACCCUUAUGAUUACCGCUCAAAAUAUCUGGGUGCUGUACGUGGCCCGUUUUGCCGCGGGACUCUCACAGGGGAUUGGCUACUGCGUGUGCGGCAUCUACGUGGGCGAAGUGGCUUCGCACUCGAGUCGCGGCAUGGCGAACGUGCUGGUGACAAUAAUGUUCAACUUGGGAAUGCUGAUGGGCUUCGCCGUGGGUACACCGCUGAGCAUCCGCCAGACCGCCUGCUUGAACUUGGCGCUGGUGAGUCUGUUCGAGCUGGUGUUCUGGUUCAUGCCCGAGUCGCCGUACUACCUGCUGAUGGCCAAGCAGCACGACGAGGCGGAGGCAGUGCUGGUCAAGCUUCAUGGCAAAUGCGAGGUGGGCGACGAGAUCGAGGCGAUCGAACGCUCACUCAAGAGCAGUCGCAAGUUAGCCGAGAGCCAGUCCAGAACGUCUGCGUGGACCCUGCUGAGCGGUCGCGCCACCGCCAGGGCCAUUCUCAUCGUGGGACUGUUCUCUUUCAGCCAUCAUUUUGGCGGUUAUACGGCCGUGAUCACUUACGGACAAAAAAUCUUCAAGGACUUGCAGGUCGCCGGCGUGUCGGAUCACUUGGCGAGCGUGAUUAAUGGCCUGGUGCAGCUGGUCUCGGUUGGCCUCACCACCUUCAUCGUCGACCGCUGGGGCCGCAAGCCUUUGAUCGCCAUGUCAGGAGUCUCGGCGGGACUCUGCAAUCUCGUGAUCGGUCUGUACUUUUACUUCAAGGAAUACACCACGCUGAACGUGUCGGGUUACUCGCUGUUGCCAAUGAUCGCCGUGUUCCUUGUGGUAUUUGCCUUCAACUGCGGUCUCCUCAUCGUUCAGACCAUUUUCAUUUCCGAGCUGUUCGCCCCGGAGGUGAAGGCACUUGGGGUAUGUCUCGUCAUCACGAAUGGCGGUCUCAUGUUCACUGCCAGCACCAAGCUCUAUCUGACGGUCGCCGAGACUUGGGGUUACGGUCACUCGCCGCCUUUCCUUGGCUUUAUGCUCGUUACUUGGACGGUUACCGCUGCCCUACUGAAAAUCACCCCUGAAACCAAGGGCAAGACGUUGCACGACAUACAGCAGGCUCUUAUGGAAUGAGCGAGAUGCAUAGGCAUAUCGAAAAAUAAUAAUAGCUAUGACUGCGCUGACGCGAGCCUGCUGCCUUAUCGCUCUCUUUUUAUUACACACACGAGCUUUUCCUCGUUAUUUGUAUGCCGAUAGCUAUUAAUAGCUGUUGUACACGCUAUUAACAGUUGCCUCUCUCUCUCUCUCUUUCUCUCUCUCUCUCUCUUCAUCUCUUUUCUUUGAGCGACAUAAUAUAUGCGUUCUGAUAGCG